AUGGCGGAAGAGAAGGAAGGACAAGAGGAGCUGUUGUUUCAGGAUCUGCUCAAGGAGGACAGCGAAGACGCGGAGGGGAAGCCCAAGCGACCGUCCCGUGCGUGGCCGCCACUCCCGCCCGGCUACGCGCUGCCGUCCGAUCCGCAAGAAUUGAAAUGCUACAAUUUCUUCGAAUUGUGGGGCCAGUGUGCCGCGCCGUCAUGGUGGCUGCGUAACUUCUACCGUGAUGGCAGCGUGGGCUUCAACUGCCAGGAGCGCUGGGAGAACCUGCAGACAUGCGUCCUCCUCAAGUUUAGGAAGUACGACCAAGCCAAGAGGGAGUUGCGUGACAUUCGCGAACAGCGAGAGAGGAAGAAGGGUCCGCACGUGUGGGACUUCCGACAGAGGCCUCCCGCCUACUUCAAGAAGUUCGACUAUCCGCCCGACCAGCCUCGACCAUCAUGA
This is a messenger RNA of Acanthamoeba castellanii str. Neff, 444 nucleotides long. RefSeq lists its product as uncharacterized. NCBI's taxonomy places the organism in Eukaryota, Discosea, Longamoebia, Acanthamoebidae. The coding region runs from base 1 to 444 and encodes 147 amino acids. The record is from RefSeq and is a predicted model, not a curated record. The transcript is spliced from 3 exons.